Molecule: messenger RNA, 1564 nt
Organism: Triticum dicoccoides
Lineage: Eukaryota; Viridiplantae; Streptophyta; Magnoliopsida; Poales; Poaceae
Exons: 3
Coding region: 653-1111 (152 amino acids)
Molecular function (GO): zinc ion binding
Source: RefSeq, a predicted model, not a curated record
CCUAAACUGGCAAGGGAGAAACUCGGUCCAUGAAACAGUUGUCUGGAGGGCAGAAGACAAUGGUGGCGAAUAGCUGGGUGAUCUUCGCUAUCCAACGAUGUGAUCCAGCUCCGUUCUACCUGUUUGACGAGAUAGAUGCUGCUCGGGAGUAUCCUUUCAUUAUUUCUUUGUGUUGCCUGUUUAUCCCCGCCAUAAAUGAAUUGGGUUUUUGCUUCAUAUGCCUGUUUUUUGAAACAAACAUCUCAUGCCUUCGUAUAUCUGUUUAGCUGGGUGCAUGCAUUGCCCAACUAUGCCCUCCUGUGUUCGAGUAAAUUGCAGAAAACCACCAGUUUGAGGGCUAGGUUUGCAGAAAUCACUACGUUACAGUUUCUUGGCAAAAACACCAAGUCUACCGUAAACAAUUUGCAGAAAGCACUGAUCGGCGGAUCGGGGUCAGUUAAGCUUGUUUAUGACAGGUGGGCCCUUUUUUGCGUACGUGGCACCGUCGGCCGUUAGAUGGCGUUUGACGGCGCCGUAUGACUCUGUUUGAUGGACCGGUCAAAAGACCGGUCGGUGCUGCCCCCCACUCCCCACUCUGUCUCGCUGCUCUCUCGCUCGCUCACUCCUCUGUCUUGCUCCUUUGCUUUGAUCGCCGCGCCCCCGCCGCGUCGCCAUGGUGUCCUGGAGCGAUGGGUUCGAUAGCAGCGAGCACCCCGUGGAGUACGUCAGCUCAGGUUCUGACGAUGGCAGAAUUAAGAUCCCUGAUACCACUGAAGAGUCCGAUUUCGAGGGACUUGAAACGGAGUUGCUUGUUCUCUGCAAUGAACAUGGGAAGGCCGCAGAAAGGCGUGUUGCUUUCCAAGGAAUCCACACUGGCAGGAGGUUUCUUUGCUGUGCUGAGAAGGAAGGUAGAAACUGUGGAUUAGUUGAAUGGAUAGAUCCAGCUUGUCCUAACACCCUUGAGAAUGCAUUAUCCAAGUUAUGGUUUAUGUAUGAACAAAGUAAGAGAGAUAGGACUGAGGAAAAUCUUUUGCAUUCAUUUGCUGUUCAUGACUUGACACAAGAGAAGAAGAAGCUGCAGGAGAGCUAUGAGAAGUUGGUUGAAGAUGUGAAUGGAAUUUUGGAUGCUUAGGAAAGGAGGGCAGAGGUAGAAAGGAAAGAUGUUGAAACCAACAAGCUUCAGAAGAAGUAUGACAUGGUUAAGAACCUAGCAGCUGCUCAAGCAAAUGUCAUUAGGAACAUGAAGCUCAAGCUAGCUGAAGAGAGGAAGAACUUGCAGAACCACAUUGAUGAGCUGAAGAAGACAGUUGAAGAGAGCAAUGUGAAGCUGCAGGGGGUCAAGACCAUCAUAAAUGGACAAGCAGGUGAUUGUGGAAGAGAAGAGUGGGCAAUAUCAUUUGACAUUUGCUGACCUUUUGCAGAGUGUUGUUUGGCAUUUGCUGUAAUGAUGGUAGUUUAAAUUCUAUGAACUAUGAGUACUUCUGAACUAUGGUGAUGUAAUGUAGUAAUCUUCAACUAUGAUUAUGUAUGGAUUUGAACUAAUGCUAAAUGUGGUGGUAUUUGGAGGUGCUGAAUGUGAUCUUAA